AUGGCCAAGGAGGAGAAGCGUGAGGCUGCUCGAGUAUGUUUCAUGGCUGGAAAGAAGCUCGACAAGCUGUUUCGGAUUUGGGAAGAAGAGGCGCGUGAGGAGGAGCAGGUGGGCGAGAGCCAAGGAGGAAAAUAUGGAAUUCGGGCGAAGGCCGCCCAAGGAUUCGUCGAAAAGGCGGUUGCGUUCUCAACUGCCGUUGGGUUCGUCGAUUUGGAUCUUUUGUAUUUGGCCAGCGAGGAUUACGCUUGCCCGCUGGGCUUAGUCUUCGAGGCGGUGCUUUAUGUGGAACAAGUUCCAACUGGAUGUGGAGAUGUACAAUGGCUACAGGGUGCGUUCAAGAAGAAGGUUAAUGGAACGGCGAGUACUUCCAAGGGCACUUAUGGUGCCCCGCGACUGGUCUUUAUGGUGCCGUACCUUCCGGACCCUACGACAUUGCUGCCCCGGGACCCCAUGGCGGCGUUGGCGUCAACGUGGGGACCCUAUGCCGUACCACCCUCUUCAUCGGGACCUUAUGGUGCCCCUCCUACGACCACUGGUCCAUACUCGCCUCCUCCCUCCACAACUCCGUCAAGAAUCAAACCGGCAACAACCGCGUACGGGGCUCAAGCAGGAUACAACCUACCGGGUCCUCCAUUUGGGCAACAGCCCUGGUUCUGGGCCCCAAUGGUUCCGGUUCCUCCCUCGCCAGGGCUAAUGGUCCCUCCUCCACCUCCCACUAUUGAUCAGCCCUCUGGCCCGCCCCCUCCACGAAUCAUCACUGUUUCCCAACGGCAUCACAUUCCCGGCUGGAACGACGCUCCUAACGUUACCGUGCCUCAGAGACGUGCGCCUGCCCCUGCUGCGGGACCUGCAGCUGCAAUUAGGAGCCCAUUCCCCGAUUCCCCAAUUCCCCAAUUCCCCAGCGCCUGGCUUGCCGAAUACCUCUGGGCCACCAAGAGGAGUGGGUACGCUACAAGGGCGAUGUCUCCGCCAGGGGGCCCACCGAGAGGUACAUUCCCCCAGACCAGUCCACCCAGGGCCGGUGCGACUAUUCCUCCGCUCCCUCAUCCGCACAAUGGGGGCUAUGCGCCCCCUCCGCCGUCCAGUUUUGUACCACCCCCAGACCCCGGACAGUAUGCCCCUUGUCCAUCCCAAAACAGCGGCGCGUACGCACACCCGCCAUCACAAGGUGGGAGUGCAUACGCUCCUGCACCUCCACCUCCUGGCGUCAACCCCGGUGUGCCUCCCCCACCACCGAGUGGUGCAUAUGCUCCUCCUCCAGGCCAGUCCUAUCCACAUCCACCUCCCUCCGGCACGGAUUAG
Messenger RNA from Rhizoctonia solani, 1302 nucleotides. RefSeq lists its product as uncharacterized. The record is from RefSeq and is a predicted model, not a curated record. The coding region runs from base 1 to 1302 and encodes 433 amino acids. Lineage: Eukaryota; Fungi; Basidiomycota; Agaricomycetes; Cantharellales; Ceratobasidiaceae. The transcript has 4 exons.